AUGAGCGUGGAGGCGUACGGGCCCAGUUCCCAGACGCUGACUUUCCUAGACACCGAGGAGGCCGAGCUGCUGGGCGCCGACACGCAGGGCUCCGAGUUCGAGUUCACCGACUUCACGCUGCCCAGCCAGACCCAGACGCCGCCCGGAGGAGGAGGAGGAAGCGGCGGAGCCUCCGCGCAGGGCAACCCCGGAGGAGUCUCGGCAGGAGGAGGAGGAGCAGGCGGGCCGCCCUCCGUCGCCCUCUCGCCGGGGCAGCUGGACGCCCAAGUGAAUGGGCCUGACGGCAUCCUGCAAAAUGGAGCAGUGGAUGAUAAUGUGCCUAAGACCAGCCAGCUCCUUGCAGAACUCAAUUUUGAGGAAGACGAGGAAGACACUUACUACACCAAGGACCUUCCAGUGCAUGCUUGCAGCUACUGUGGCAUCCAUGACCCAGCUUGCGUUGUCUACUGCAACACCAGCAAGAAGUGGUUCUGCAACGGGCGUGGGAAUACGUCUGGCAGCCAUAUUGUGAACCACCUUGUGAGAGCCAAAUGUAAGGAAGUGACUCUGCACAAGGAUGGCCCUCUGGGUGAGACCGUCCUGGAGUGCUACAAUUGUGGCUGCCGCAACGUGUUCCUCCUGGGUUUCAUCCCUGCUAAGGCAGACUCUGUGGUCGUCUUGCUGUGCAGGCAGCCUUGUGCCAGUCAGAGCAGCUUGAAGGACAUCAACUGGGACAGUUCUCAGUGGCAGCCUCUGAUUCAAGACCGCUGCUUCCUUUCCUGGCUGGUCAAAAUCCCUUCCGAGCAGGAGCAGUUGAGGGCGCGUCAGAUCACUGCCCAGCAAAUCAACAAGCUAGAAGAGCUCUGGAAGGAGAACCCCUCUGCCACCCUUGAAGACUUGGAGAAGCCUGGUGUCGACGAAGAGCCACAGCACGUCCUCCUCCGAUACGAAGAUGCUUAUCAGUACCAAAACAUAUUUGGACCUUUGGUGAAACUCGAGGCCGACUAUGACAAGAAGUUGAAGGAGUCCCAGACACAGGACAACAUCACUGUGAGAUGGGAUCUGGGCUUGAACAAGAAAAGGAUUGCCUACUUCACCUUGCCAAAGACUGAUUCAGAUAUGCGCCUGAUGCAGGGGGAUGAGAUCUGCCUGAGGUACAAAGGGGAUUUGGCCCCGCUGUGGAAAGGAAUUGGCCACGUGAUUAAAGUUCCUGAUAGUUUUGAAGAUUACGGUGAUGAAAUUGCGAUCGAGCUGAGGAGCAGUGUUGGCGCCCCUGUGGAAGUUACCCACAACUUCCAAGUGGACUUUGUGUGGAAGUCGACUUCCUUUGACAGGAUGCAGAGUGCCCUCAAGACUUUUGCUGUGGAUGAAACCUCCGUCUCUGGCUACAUCUAUCACAAGCUCCUGGGUCACGAGGUGGAGGAUGUCAUUAUCAAAUGUCAGCUGCCGAAGCGCUUCACAGCACAAGGACUUCCUGACCUCAACCAUUCUCAGGUGUAUGCUGUGAAGACUGUCUUGCAGCGUCCCUUGAGUCUCAUCCAGGGCCCUCCCGGAACAGGCAAGACUGUCACCUCGGCCACCAUUGUGUACCAUCUGGCUAGGCAAGGAAAUGGGCCCGUGCUGGUUUGUGCCCCGAGCAACAUAGCCGUGGACCAGCUGACAGAGAAGAUCCACCAGACGGGGCUGAAGGUGGUGCGGCUGUGUGCAAAGAGUCGUGAGGCCAUUGACUCCCCCGUCUCUUUCCUCGCCCUGCACAACCAGAUCAGGAACAUGGAUAGCAUGCCUGAGCUCCAGAAGCUGCAGCAGCUGAAAGACGAGACUGGGGAACUGUCCUCUGCAGAUGAGAAGCGCUACCGGGCCCUGAAGCGGACGGCGGAGCGGGAAUUGCUCAUGAAUGCAGACGUCAUCUGCUGCACCUGCGUGGGAGCCGGGGACCCAAGACUGGCGAAGAUGCAGUUCCGCUCCAUCUUGAUUGACGAGAGCACCCAGGCCACGGAGCCAGAGUGCAUGGUGCCAGUUGUCCUCGGGGCAAAGCAACUGAUCCUGGUGGGUGACCACUGCCAGCUUGGCCCUGUUGUGAUGUGCAAGAAGGCGGCGAAAGCAGGCCUGUCCCAGUCGCUCUUUGAGCGGCUGGUGGUGCUGGGCAUCAGGCCCAUCCGCCUGCAGGUGCAGUACCGUAUGCACCCAGCCCUGAGUGCUUUUCCAUCCAACAUCUUUUAUGAGGGGUCGCUCCAGAAUGGUGUCACUGCAGCGGACCGUGUGAAGAAGGGAUUUGACUUCCAGUGGCCCCAGCCAGACAAGCCCAUGUUUUUCUAUGUGACCCAAGGGCAAGAAGAGAUUGCAAGUUCUGGGACUUCUUACCUGAACAGGACGGAGGCCGCCAACGUGGAGAAGAUCACCACCAAGCUGCUGAAGGCUGGUGCGAAGCCAGAUCAGAUUGGCAUCAUCACCCCCUACGAGGGCCAGCGCUCCUACCUGGUGCAGUACAUGCAGUUCAGCGGCUCUCUGCACACCAAACUCUACCAGGAAGUGGAAAUAGCCAGCGUUGACGCUUUCCAAGGGCGCGAGAAGGACUUCAUUAUCCUGUCCUGUGUUAGAGCCAAUGAGCAUCAAGGCAUUGGCUUCCUGAAUGACCCCAGGCGCCUCAAUGUGGCUCUCACCAGAGCAAGGUAUGGCGUCAUCAUUGUUGGGAACCCGAAAGCGCUUUCCAAGCAGCCCCUCUGGAACCACUUGCUGAACUACUACAAGGAGCAGAAAGUGCUGGUCGAGGGGCCCCUGAACAACCUCCGUGAGAGCCUCAUGCAGUUCAGCAAGCCUCGGAAGCUGGUCAAUACCAUCAACCCCGGAGCUCGGUUCAUGACAACUGCCAUGUACGAUGCCCGUGAAGCUAUCAUCCCUGGAUCGGUGUAUGAUCGCAGCAGCCAAGGCCGGCCCUCCAACAUGUACUUCCAAACACACGACCAGAUCGGGAUGAUCAGUGCCGGGCCCAGCCAUGUCACCGCCAUGAACAUUCCCAUCCCCUUCAACUUGGUGAUGCCUCCCAUGCCUCCACCUGGCUAUUUUGGACAGGCCAAUGGGCCUGCUGCUGGACGUGGGAACCCAAAAGGCAAGACCGGCCGUGGUGGGCGCCAGAAAAACCGCUUUGGGAUCCCAGGGGCCGGUCAGUCAAACCUCCCCAACAGCCAGGCCAGCCAGGACGUGGUCUCCCAGCCGUUCUCUCAGGGCCCUUUGACUCAGGGCUACAUCUCCAUGAGCCAGCCGUCUCAGAUGAGCCAGCCAGGCUUGUCCCAGCCAGAGCUGUCACAGGAUAGUUACCUUGGUGACGAGUUCAAAUCUCAGAUCGACGUGGCCCUGUCGCAGGACUCUACUUACCAGGGGGAGCGCGCAUAUCAACACGGAGUGACGGGACUGUCACAAUAUUAGAGUGUAAGGUUGAAGGAGAAGAGCUAAGCUGAUGUGGAGCUUAGUUCAACAGCAUUUUAUUCUGGGUAAUAAAAAUAAAAUAAAAUGGAUACCUGUUUUCCACUGCUAAAACUGAAGCAACUCUGUGAGAGCAACAGGAGAGAGAGAGGAAGAGGGAGAGGAAGAGAGAAACCAACGGAGAGGAGAGCGAAGAGCACGCGAGCGAGAGGAAGAGAGAGCCCACUGCUAGCUCACUGAGACAAGGAGAUUGACCAGACGGAGGUGGGAAGAGAGAGUAACGGAGGACCGACUGGCACCUCGCUGGGACGGGGAGUCAACUCGCCCCAGAAGAGCAGAGUGGUCAGCAGAGUUCCCUGUCCUCCCCCCCUGUCAACACACACUGAGAGACAGAGAAAGAGAGAGAGAGAUUCAGAGAGAGAGAGAAGAGCCUUGGAAGCAAGCUUUUGUUCUUGUGAGCAGGACGGGGAGAGGAAAACCCCCAUCUCAGAGUUGUUUGCGUACCCAUCUCUCUUCCCCCUUUUCUUUUAACCAGAAGUGGCAUCUGUUGGCAUCUUCUUAAAGGAGCAAGUGUAUCAUCAUCAUCAUCAUCACCAGCCUUGUCCACCCAAGAGGACCCCAAUCCUCCCGAGCUCGUGGGAAAGCCAGCUGGCUGGUACCCUACUCUGAGAUGUGUGGUUUUGCUGUCCAGGAUCCAGCUUCGAACCUCACAUGUGUGUGGUGUCGCCCGCGUCCUGAAUGGACUUAAAUAAGAUGGGGUGUUUCUUUUUUUCCUUUUUUUUCCUUAAAAAGAAAGAGAGAUUCUUGCAAAAGAAGCACUGGAUAUUUUUUUAGAAGUUUGUCUCUGAAAUCUUAGUAGUGGACCUGGGCGGGGGGGUGGAUAUCCUUGUUCUGAGAAGCUUAAAAAAAAA
Molecule: messenger RNA, 4310 nt
Organism: Lacerta agilis (Sand lizard)
Lineage: Eukaryota; Metazoa; Chordata; Lepidosauria; Squamata; Lacertidae
Gene: UPF1
Product: UPF1 RNA helicase and ATPase
Exons: 24
Coding region: 1-3402 (1133 amino acids)
Biological process (GO): nuclear-transcribed mRNA catabolic process, nonsense-mediated decay
Cellular component (GO): cytoplasm
Molecular function (GO): zinc ion binding; ATP binding; RNA helicase activity
Source: RefSeq, a predicted model, not a curated record